Photinus pyralis (common eastern firefly) is the source of this 1502-nucleotide messenger RNA. RefSeq names its product dnaJ protein homolog 1. NCBI's taxonomy places the organism in Eukaryota, Metazoa, Arthropoda, Insecta, Coleoptera, Lampyridae. Gene Ontology annotation, cellular component: cytosol. Bases 120 to 1190 code for a protein of 356 amino acids. Gene Ontology annotation, molecular function: protein-folding chaperone binding. Gene Ontology annotation, biological process: negative regulation of transcription by RNA polymerase II. The record is from RefSeq and is a predicted model, not a curated record. The transcript is spliced from 2 exons.
GAAUGCGCAUUCAGUGUUGUGUCAUCACAAGAGAAGUAAACUUGUGGAACGAUUCGCGUGCAACUCCUUUCUCUAUUGAUUAAAAACUGUGAUCGAGUUAAUAGUGCAUAGUGUUAAAUAUGGGAAAAGAUUAUUACAAAAUUUUGGGCAUCUCCAACAACGCCACAGAUGAUGAUAUCAAAAAGGCGUACAGAAAGCUUGCUUUGAAGUAUCAUCCUGACAAGAAUAAAACGCCAGGUGCUGAAGACAAAUUUAAAGAGGUCGCGGAGGCUUACGAAGUGUUAUCAGAUAAGAAGAAGCGUGAUAUUUAUGAUAAGUAUGGAGAAGAAGGGUUGAAGGGUGGAAUUCCUGGAGGAGCAGGAGGUGGCGGCGGUGUCGGUGCAGACGGGUUCCACUACACUUUCCAUGGCGAUCCGAGAGCUACUUUUGCUCAGUUCUUCGGCAGUGCGAGCCCUUUUCAAGCAUUCUUCGAUAUGGGUACCGGUCCGAACCGCAUGGGAAUGUUUGGCUUUCAAGAUGACGAGAUGGAUGUGGAUCCAUUUGCUAGCUUAGGAGGAGUGGGUAACCGUGGCGGCCCAGGUGGUGCUUUUCGCAGUCAUUCCUUUAAUUUCCACAAUAGCCCUAGUCGCAAUAAGGAUAAAUCGCAAGAUCCGCCUAUUGAACACGACCUUUAUGUGUCUUUGGAAGACAUUACUAAGGGUUGCACUAAGAAGAUGAAAAUUUCGCGUAGAGUGUUACAAGCCGAUGGAUCAACCCGAAAGGAAGAUAAGGUGUUGACGAUUAAUGUAAAACCUGGAUGGAAAGCGGGUACAAAAAUCACUUUCCAACGCGAAGGGGAUCAAGGCCGGAAUAAGAUUCCCGCUGAUAUUGUAUUUAUCAUUCGUGACAAACCUCACCCUCAUUUCAAAAGAGAAGGCAGUGAUAUUCGUUAUACUGUGAAGCUGACUCUUAAACAGGCUCUCUGUGGGUGCUCGGUUACUAUACCUACAAUGUCUGGAGAAAGCUUCCCUUUGCAUUUUACGGACGAAAUUAUCAAGCCAAAUAUGGUGAAACGUAUACAGGGACAUGGAUUACCGUUACCCAAGGAACCAUCGCGUCGAGGCGAUUUGAUCGUGAAUUUUGAAAUACGUUUUCCAGAACAUUUAUCUCAAUCAGCUAGGGAUAUUCUCUAUGAUACUCUUCCUAAUUAAGUAUUGUAUUUUAUAGUGCAUUUAGAGUAUGUGAGGGGCUGUGAUUCUUGUUUGUACGUUUUAGUACAGCUGACUGUGUGCAUCAAAAGUUUUGUAUUUUAGUUUAUGGGUGGUUCUUUUUUUAACUUUAACUCUCAGGUACCUAAAAAGUAUUGCAUAUUUUUUAUACACCAAAUAAACAUGUGUAAAUAAAGUUGUAAAUAAGAAAGUUGUAAAUAUGCACAUGGUAGGUACCACCACCUCACAUCUGUUAGGUAGUUGUAAGCUCUGUAUUAUGCUGGGAAUUAAAAAAUAUACUAUUAACUGCUAAAA